Manacus vitellinus (golden-collared manakin) is the source of this 7126-nucleotide messenger RNA. It is a transcript of the gene SECISBP2L, whose product is annotated as SECIS binding protein 2 like. NCBI's taxonomy places the organism in Eukaryota, Metazoa, Chordata, Aves, Passeriformes, Pipridae. Gene Ontology annotation, biological process: selenocysteine incorporation. Gene Ontology annotation, molecular function: ribonucleoprotein complex binding; mRNA 3'-UTR binding; selenocysteine insertion sequence binding. The transcript is spliced from 18 exons. The coding region runs from base 16 to 3315 and encodes 1099 amino acids. The record is from RefSeq and is a predicted model, not a curated record. Gene Ontology annotation, cellular component: ribonucleoprotein complex.
GACAGGGCACAGCUGAUGGUUUGGGAGCUGAGUGGGAGAGAGAAUGUCAAGCUGUCAGCUGAAGUAGAACCAUUUAUUCCUCAGAAGAAGGGUCCAGAAACACUAAUGAUCCCGAUGGCGCUUCCUAACGACAGUGGAGGAAUUAAUGGCAUGGAACCAACUCCAAUCCCCAGCUACCUGAUCACUUGCUAUCCAUUUGUACAGGAAAAUCAAUCCAACAGACAGUUUCCACUGUAUAACAGUGACAUCAGAUGGCAGCAACCCAGCCCAAAUCCUGCAGGACCAUACCUUGCUUAUCCUAUAAUAUCUGCACAGCCACCUGUUUCUACAGAAUAUACUUAUUAUCAGCUGAUGCCAGCACCAUGUGCUCAGGUCAUGGGUUUCUACCAUCCCUUCCCUGCCCCCUAUCCCACACCCUUUCAAACAGCAAGUGCUGUCAGUACAGUUACUACAGAGUGCACUGAGCGGCCCAGCCCCUCGGGCCAGGUCUUCCCAUUGUCCAGUCAGCGGAGCAGGAGCAGUAACAGGGGACCAGCCAUACAAAAACAACAGCAGUUACAGAUGCACAUAAAAAAUAAACGUCCUCCAGUGAAAAAUGUUGCCACUCAGAAGGAGACAAGUUCAUCAGGUCCUGAGAACAGAUCAAAGAUUGUUUUGUUGGUUGAUGCAUCACAGCAAACAGACUUUCCUUCAGAUAUAGCUAAUAAAUCACUUUCUGAGAGCACCUCUACGAUGCUUUGGAAAUCAAAAGGCAGGCGCAGAAGAACUUCUCACCCUGCUGCAGAGUCCUCCAGUGAGCAGGGAGCAAGUGAAGCAGACAUUGACAGUGACAGUGGCUAUUGUAGUCCUAAGCAUGGCAAUAACCAGGCUGCAGCCAUGGCUUCAAGAAACACAGAUUCUUGUGCGAUGAAUGUUGUAGAACCAUCAAUAAAUGCAACUGGUGUAAGUUGGACUAAUGUAAAUUCCCAGGCAACUCAAAAAAAACCUUGGAUUGAAAAAACUCAGACCUUUUCCAGAGGUGGAAGACAAGUUGAGCAAAGAAGCAAUCCACAGUCUGGAUUCAGAUGCAGAGACCACAGCACGUCUUCAGAAAGGAGGCAGAGUUUGCAGAAACGACACGAAAAACCUCUCACUACAAGCCAGUCAGGCAGAGCAGAGCAGAGUCCUGAGCCUCUGUACUUCGAGGAUGAAGAUGAAUUUCCAGAGCUAAAUAGUGACAAUGGCAGCAGCAAAAGUAGUAACAUCCAGCAAAAGAUUUCACCCAAAGUAUUGGAUGACUUACCAGAGAAUUCUCCAAUCAAUAUAGUCCAAACUCCAAUUCCCAUUACAACCUCUGUACCAAAGCGUGCAAAAAGCCAGAAGAAGAAGGCCUUGGCAGCAGCACUUGCAACAGCUCAAGAGUAUUCAGAGAUAAGCAUGGAACAGAAAAAACUUCAGGAGGCUUUAUCAAAAGCAGCUGGAAAGAAGAGUAAGACCCCUGUCCAGUUGGAUUUGGGUGACAUGUUGGCAGCUCUUGAAAAGCAGCAGCAAGCAAUGAAAGCUCGUCAGAUCACCAACACCAGGCCCCUCUCAUACACAGUUGGCAGUGCUGCUCCCUUUCAUACCAAAGAAUCUGCCAACAGAAAGUCCUUAACAAAGGGACAGCCAUCUAUGGGUUGCCUUAAUCCUUUGGAUUCAACUGCCCCAAAAGUGAAAAGAGGAAAAGAGAGAGAGAUUGCAAAACUGAAACGCCCUACAGCACUUAAAAAGAUUAUUUUGAAAGAGAGGGAAGAGAAGAAGGGCCGUUUAUCAGCUGACCACAGCCUUUUGGGUUCUGAUGAACAGAAAGAGGCUCAUAUAAACCUGACUGCUGAUCAGUCCCAGGAGCUGGCCUCUCAAGAAGAAACUGGACUGAGUAUGCCCAGUGAUACUUCCCUGUCUCCAGCAAGUCAGAAUUCUCCAUACUGCAUGACCCCAGUGUCCCAGGGGUCACCUGCUAGUUCUGGAAUAGGCAGUCCAAUGGCAUCCUCUGCAAUAACCAAGAUUCACAGCAAGAGAUUCAGAGAAUACUGUAACCAAGUUUUAAGUAAAGAAAUAGAUGAGUGUGUGACUCUCUUACUGCAAGAGCUUGUCAGCUUCCAGGAACGGAUUUACCAGAAGGAUCCCAUGAGAGCUAAAGCACGGAGAAGACUUGUUAUGGGGUUGCGUGAGGUUACCAAGCACAUGAAACUAAACAAGAUCAAGUGUGUCAUCAUAUCUCCCAACUGUGAAAAAAUUCAGUCAAAAGGUGGACUGGAUGAGGCUCUGUAUAAUGUAAUAGCCAUGGCCCGGGAACAAGAGAUUCCGUUUGUCUUUGCUCUCGGCCGCAAAGCCCUUGGCCGUUGUGUGAACAAGCUGGUCCCUGUCAGUGUUGUGGGCAUCUUCAACUACUCAGGUGCUGAGGACCUGUUUAAUAAGCUGGUAUCCCUGACUGAAGAGGCCAGGAAAGCCUACAGAGACAUGGUGGCUGCAAUGGAACAGGAACAGGCAGAAGAAGCCCUGAAGAAUGUUAAGAAGGCACCACAUCACAUGGGUCAUUCUCGUAACCCCUCUGCAGCAAGUGCUAUCUCAUUCUGUAGUGUUAUUUCUGAACCCAUAUCUGAGGUGAAUGAGAAAGAAUAUGAAACAAACUGGAGAAAUAUGGUGGAAACAUCUGAUGGGUUAGAGACCUCUGAAAAUGAGAGAGAAUCCUCGUGCAAGACUGCAGCACCAGAAAAAGCUGGUAAUGGUCCAGUGGAAAAAGCCACUCUUAAUAAACAACCACCUCUGGCUACAACUGGCACUACCUCAGCAACAAAUCAUGGAAAAUCCACACCAGGUGACAAAGAUGAGGUGAAACCAGAUGACAAUCUGGAAUGGGCCUCACAGCAGAGCACAGAAACAGGAUCACUGGAUGGCAGCUGCCGGGAUCUCUUGAAUUCCUCCAUGACUAGUACCACCAGUACUCUUGUACCAGGAAUGCUGGAAGAGGAGGAGGAGGAAGAAGAUGAGGAUGAUGAGGAUUAUGCCCACGAACCAAUUUCUGUAGAGGUUCAGCUCAACAGCAGAAUUGAAUCUUGGGUUUCAGAGACCCAGAGAACUAUGGAGACGCUUCAGCUCGGGAAGACCCUGAGUGGUGCUGAAGAAGACAAUGGAGAACAAAGUGAAGAGGAAGAAAUAGAGACUUCUGAGCAGGCUGAUCCUGGCACUGAUGGGGAGGAAUGGACAAAUGAUAAGCACGCAAGUAACACUCAACAUAAACCCACCAUCUGCAGUUCUUUGAACAAAGAACACACAGAUUCCAUCUACAUGCCGUAAAAAUAAGCAGGAACUCAGGAACUUUUUAGAAGUUACAUUAAAACUAACCGUUGUAAAGGUUGCAGCCAUUAUUUCAUAUGCUUCAUCUCAACAUUUUGCACUGUUAAAACAUUUAAUACGUGUAUUUAAUUCACAACAAUAUUUUUGUAGCUGUCUGUUACUUGUUUGAUUUCAAAACUAGCUUAGCUCUUAAUCAGUAUCGAUUUCCCAGAUUAGAAGCUGUGUGGAAAAUUUGUAAGUAUUCAUUUGAUCUUUUUUAAAAGAAAAAAAUCUUGUAACUAACCAGCUUUAAGCAAAAUUUUUUAUUUAGCUUGUUUUCAAACAGAUAAGGUACAUUAACACUGACAAAGUACCAACGAGUCACAUUGGGGGUGUGGUGUUAAUGCCAGGCCUAUCAGUGUAUUUGGCUAUGAGUUUCUGGUCCUAUCUAGAAAUAAAAUUCAGCUUCUCUUUCAAGAAAAGCUAGAAAAAGCCAUUUGCAGUCCUAAUGAGAAUUAAAUACUAGAGAAAUUGUGUGUGAUUCUUCUGCUAAGAUAGAUGCAGCUUUUUAGUUGAUCUUGGUGAAUGCAUCGUUAAAAAGAUGCUGAUGGCUGAGAUGGCUACAAUAGGCUAUAACAACUUUGAUUCCAGAAAAAACUUUCAACUAGAGGGAUAUAAUUAAUGUUAUGCAGUUUUUUUACAAGGUGGAAAUACUGCAUUUAAAAAAAACAGGAAAGAAAACAACAAUUCCCCAUUCUCUCAGCAGUUGCUGUCUGCCAAACCACACGAAGUGACUCAUUAACCAUAAUCCCUAUCCAGGGCUUUUAGUAAACUGAUGACUUCCUCUCUCUCCUGUCACUUACCUCAGGAAUGCUGUUUUGCAUAUUAUAUUCUGCAUAACAUUGCAAAAAGCAAGAAUAAUCCUUUUAACUGCAAGUGUGAAUGAUUGGUGGCUCGGGGUAUCUAUGCAUUCCCCUGCAUGCCGUGACCCUGGCCAGGAUGUAUCUUAAAAAUUCUUGCUGAAAGUGUGGCCUCUUUGUCUGUUCUUGCUGUUGUAGCAGUUGACCUCUGGAGUAGAAAAGGAAGUAGUUAUUCUAGGAAAGGAGGAAGUGCCCUGUAGUAUGGGGAGGUAUUUCAGUGGUUUAGAGGUAAGAGACAAAAAUAUGCCCUCUUUGAAACAUACCUGUUGCUAGAGAAUUGUUCUGUGUUUUGUUUCUAAUACUGAAGGGAAAUGCAUUAACUGAUGAAUUCAUUUCAGAUUGAGGAUGGAGUGUGUCUAAACCUUGCAUAUCAGGAGUCUGUUUUCCAUCUUUGUCUGGUAUUGGCGAGGGAUGUACUGAAACUGCCAGCAGCAGGAGCUUCACUGCAAGAGCAGCCAGAGAGUUACUCACACCAACAACACUGUCUUAGCAAACAUAUGUUUCUUUUAAUUCCACUUCAUUUUUCUUUGUCACUUGUAUCAAAAUGCAUGAAAGGUAGGCUGAAAACCACAGGAAAUGGAUAUCUGAGUUAGGUGUUUAGGCCUCACUUAGGAACAUGGGACCAACGUUCAUAGCACUAGUUAUGCUGGCCUUUUAAGUUGCACUGGGAAAAUAAGACUCCAGGUUUAGAAGUCAUCCAGCCCUGGGUUUUUUGGAUGAGAAUAAUAGAAACUGUGUAUUAUGUAAAUAAUGCUUUGAUAGCUAUAGGCAUAGCAAAUGCUAUGUAGAUAAGCAGUGUAGAGCUGCUAGGACAACUGGCUGUUCUGUCAACGUUCUUAGUUCCUAAAUGUAAUCUUCCUAGAUGUUAAACAGGUGUUUCAUAGGAAAACAAAGACUAAGGAAUGAUGCCUCUUGAAUGUUAAACCUUUUACUUGUCUGUAUGACAGACUUCUACUGUCUGUAAGUUUUGAGAGUUUUUGCUUUAGGACAUGACAGGUGUUUGAACUGCUGACGAGCAAAACUCGCCCUUGGAUGUGUAGGCACAGCUCGGCACAGGUGAGAUCAGUGCAUACACUGAGGGCAAAACUUUGCCACAACAUCAAAAAACAAAGGUGUUUGUAGUUUCUCCUUUUGCUUUUUCAGUGCCAGUGAUUCAAAUAACUUUUGAUCUUGAAGUAUUAACAUCAAAGGCGCAUCUUUUUAUAUGUCUUUUCUGAACUUGGACUGUCAUUUUAAAGUUUUCUGACAUUUAUAUCAAAGAAGUCUUGUAAUAUUGAGCCCGCUAUUUAACUGCAAUUUUGCUACAGGUUUAAUAGAGUUCUUGGAGGUGAUACAGCACUUAUAAUAUCUCUCAAUUUGCCAGCAAAUAAGGAACCAGUCUCUUUUUAAAAUGUGGCAGAUCACCCUGAGGGGAGCAAACUGAAACUAAGUAAAGGAAACUGGGUUUAGUGCUUCCUUUUUGAUAAGCUGGGAAUGAGCAAUAACUGUGAGAAUGAAAUUGCAGUUCCUUUGGGAGUGAUCCAUUUGCAUCUGAAAUUAGGGAAGUUCCUUGCUACUUGAAGCACUUGAGGAGAGUAUCUCACUGUGGUAAUUUUGAUUCUAUUAUCAACAGAAUUUAAAAAGAAAGCAUACAGAUGUUUUACAAUACCAAGAUUUUUUUUUAAAAGUAGCUGAACUUCUAUUUCAGUAUAAAAGUGUGCAGUUUAUACAGGUUGUUACUGUCCCCAUGAAAAGAUGUUUCUGUAGUUAUAGGUGUAUAGAUAUUUUUGUUGUGAAAAUGAUUAUUCGGGAAACAAAUCUAAUUUUCUUAAGGCAUUGUUUAUAGAUUCACCACUUUAUCUGGUAAAAUAAAAAAAUGUAUCUGUGGUAGGGGUAGAAAUCUUUUAAACUGAUAGAGGUGGCUAUGUAUACAACCUAUUUAUAUAAAUAUUCUUAAGUAUCUCUGUCAAUAAUAAAACAUGGAUUUCAAAUAUGUAAAAGGGAAAAAUUCUAAAGAACUUCUGUCCUUAGUUGGACCAAGUAGCAGCAUCUUAGUAAGGUUAAGGCCUUGAUCCUUCUAACACAUGCUUCAGAGUGUUAGUGCCACUGGCUUGAGCUGUGGCCUGUUGAUCUGCUUAAGUUGUGUGCAGGUUGUUGUAGGAUUGGAACUAAACAGUGACAGAGGGUAUUGACCUGUGUUUUAAAAACUCAUUAUAGAAAAUGUUCAGUAAUGCACUUGUUAGUGUUCUUCUGGUAAAGAUAGGAGGUGUCUUUAUGCUCAUUUGGGUGGGUGGGAGCUUACACAAUGUGGUUCUGUCGAGUUCUUUAACACAAAGUUAAAUUUUAAUAAUGUUACUUUAAAUAUGUAUGUAAAAAGAGUAUUAUUGUUUGAAAAGCUGCUGUUUGCUGAAACUGUCAUUAAGUAUUUCCUGUGAAGUUGUGCCAACUAAUAAAACCAUCUAUUGAGUUGAUUUCAAUGUCAGCCAUUUAAAAAUUAGACAUGGCAAUUUAACAGAACAAAAGCAAGCCAUAGAAACCAGGACUGGGGGGUUUCUACUCCCCCUGCCACACACAGAAUGUCUGACCCAAAACUUCCUCGCCAAUGAAUGGUAAUGCUGAAAGUAGAAACCCAGUUGGCACAGCCCACCUUCUAAAUGUUCAUAAUAGUUCAUAUAAUUUACUUUUUAAAUAGAUUGUAAUAAGAAAAGCUGUUUAAUCUUAAUGUCUUAAAAUUUAUAGUAAUAUUUAGGUUAAAGCAGUAGAAAAAUCAUUAUAAAAUACAAUAUGAAGGGUUUUGUUCCAUUUCUCUUUUGCUGUAUGAAGGAUAACUGUUCUGUCUACCAUACUUUUUGGAGUAAUAACAGCUUUUUUGCACUAUGUAAAUACUAGUGGGGGAUCCUUCCAUAACUAAUAAAAAUGAUUGUAGAAAUUUA